AUGAAGGGGAUUAUGCGUUUCGGAAAAAGGGAAAAGUUAAGCCCAAGAUUUAUAGGUCCUUUUGAGAUACUGGACAGAGUUGGUCAGGUAGCUUACCGUUUGGCCCUACCGCUAACAUUAGCAGAAACGCAUAAUGUUUUCCACAUUUCCAUGUUACGUAAGUAUGUACCUGAUUUAAUACACGUGCUUAAGUACAAGAACUUGAACUUGCAGCAGGACAUGAGCUUUACGGCACGCCCUGUGCGCGUGAUAGAAAAAGGAAUAAAGGUCUUACGAAAUAAGACUAUACCCUUAGUCAAAAUCCUGUGGAGUGAUAGUUCUGAUAGAGAAGCGACAUGGGAGUUGGAGAAGGACAUUCAGAGUCAGUACCCCGAGUUAUUCUCUAGUAAGUAA
Messenger RNA from Cannabis sativa, 393 nucleotides. RefSeq lists its product as uncharacterized. The coding region runs from base 1 to 393 and encodes 130 amino acids. The record is from RefSeq and is a predicted model, not a curated record. Lineage: Eukaryota; Viridiplantae; Streptophyta; Magnoliopsida; Rosales; Cannabaceae. The transcript has a single exon.